AUGGGUAAAAGCGUUGAAGUGUACAUAGACGACAUGGUGGUUAAAAGUAAGUUGGCUCCCAACCAUAUUGAAGACCUCGGCAACGUUUUUCAAAUACUAAGAAAGUAUAAACUACAGCUGAACGUAACCAAAUGUUCAUUUGGAGUGGGAUCUGGAAAAUUCUUGGGCUAUAUGGUGACUCACAGAGGCAUUGAGGCUAACCCUGACCAAAUAAGAGCCAUCCAUAGCUUGCAGCCUCCUCAGAACCCUAAAGAAGUCCAGAAGCUUACUGGUAUGAUAGCUGCUUUAAACCGUUUCAUCUCGCGCUCAGCAGAUAGAUGCAGGCCAUUUUUUCUCCUGUUACAUAAGUGGAAAGGAUUUGAGUGGGAUGAGGAGUGCACUAUAGCUUUCCAACAGCUAAAGGAAUACCUCGCCCAACCGCCGAUUAUGUCCAGUCCCGAGGCCGACGAGGUUUUGUUUGCCUACAUAGCAGUGGCCCCGCAUGUAGAGGCAGAAACCCGUUACCUUCCCCUCGAAAAGGCUAUCUUGGCCAUCGUACAGGCCAUAAGAAAGCUGCCCCACUACUUUCAAGCACACACUGUCGUGGUGUUAACUCAGCUCCCCUUAAAGUCCAUCCUGCGCAGCGCCGAUUACACAAGUAGAAUUGCACAAUGGGGAACGAUUUUGGGCGCCUUUGACAUUAGAUACAUGCCUCGCACUGCUGUAAAAGGCCAGGUCCUCGCCGACCUAGUAGCAGAAUUUGCGAAGCCUGCAACAGAAGGAAAAGAAGUGUCGGUCUUACUAGGGGCUGGUGAACAGGUGAGCAGCACAAUUUCCCCGCAUGGACUCACUUGGUGGAAAGCAUACAUUGAUGGCGCAUCGAACCAAAGGGGCUCAGGGUUAGGACUUGUCCUGCUCUCACCUGAAGGGAUAACAAUAGAGAAGUCAUUGAGACUCGGUUUUUCAGCCACGAAUAAUGAAGCCGAAUAUGAGGCGCUAUUGGAGGGAAUGGGAAUGAUCCGGAAAAUGGAGGGGAAAUCUGUAGACAUGUUCUCGGAUUCAAGACUUAUUGUGGGGCAGGUAAAUGGAGACAUAGAGGCGAAGGACGAAAGAAUGCAAGAGUAUCUAGUUCGGGUUAAGCACCUACAGACCCAUUUUCAUCACUUCCGCUUGACGCACGUACCCAGAAGUGGGAACACUCAUGCUGAUUCUCUCGCGACGUUGGCUACCUCCUCGGAUCAACCCCUACCUCGAGUCAUUUUGGUAGAAGAGAUCCUCCGUCCACUAACAGAGAAGGCCAAUGGGAUUGGAAUACAUAACAUCAGGGCAGGACCGAGCUGGAUGGACCCUAUCGUUCUGUACUUAAAGCACGACACCUUGCCAGAUGAUAAGGUUGAGGCUGGCAAGAUCAGGAGAAAAGCUACUCGAUUCUGGUUGUCGGAGGACUCCAAGCUUUACAGACGCUCGUUCUCGGGGCCGUAUUUGCUGUGUGUGCACCCAGAGGCUGCUGAACUCAUCCUGGAAGAGUUACACGAAGGAAUUUGCGGAAGUCACAUGGGGGGUAGAUCUUUGUCUCACAGAGCCUUAACGCUGGGUUAUUGGUGGCCGAGCAUGCAUAAAGAAGCCCUAGAUUAUGUGAAGAAGUUCGGCACCCCGCACACCCUGGUGUCGGACAACGGGCUCCAGUUUGACAGCAAAGCCUUCAGAAGGUACUGCAGUGAGCUAGGAAUUGUUAACCGGUACUCCACACCAGCUUACCCCCAGAGUAAUGGACAAGCGGAAGCCGUCAAUAAAACCAUAAUGAACGGACUGAAAAAGAGACUAGAUGACGCGAAAGGAAGAUGGGUAGAGAAGUUAGCCCAUGUCUUGUGGACAUACCGUACCACGCCUCGUAGGUCCACAGGGGAAACCCCUUUUUCAAUGACCUAUGGGGCCAAGGUUGUCAUUCCACUGGAGGUGAACUUCCCAACCCAGAGGACCACCACCUUCUGCCCCGCUACCAAUAACAAACUUCUAGAAAAGAGCUUGGACCUCAUCGACGAAAGAAGGGAAGGCGCGAUGGUCCACCUAGCUAACUAUCAGCAGAAGCUCAAGCAAGGUUACGACGCCAAGGUGAAGUCCAGACCAUUAGUGCCUGGGGAUCUAGUACUGAGGAAGUUACUUAUGUAA
Quercus robur (English oak) is the source of this 2148-nucleotide messenger RNA. RefSeq lists its product as uncharacterized. The record is from RefSeq and is a predicted model, not a curated record. The transcript has 4 exons. NCBI's taxonomy places the organism in Eukaryota, Viridiplantae, Streptophyta, Magnoliopsida, Fagales, Fagaceae. Gene Ontology annotation, biological process: DNA integration. Bases 1 to 2148 code for a protein of 715 amino acids. Gene Ontology annotation, molecular function: nucleic acid binding; RNA-DNA hybrid ribonuclease activity.